Adineta steineri is the source of this 1965-nucleotide messenger RNA. The record is from the annotation of a GenBank genome assembly. NCBI's taxonomy places the organism in Eukaryota, Metazoa, Rotifera, Eurotatoria, Adinetida, Adinetidae.
AUGUGUAAUCGUAAUACAUCGUUAACGGAUCCAACAGCGGAUUUUGUUUUAUCAGAUUUAUUAACAGCAACUGAAGAUUUAAUUGAUUUUACUAUUAAUGUUUUCGAUACCAUACGUCUUCAAUCACAUUUCAAUGAUCGAAAUCGACGUGUUAAUCUUGCGUCACAAUUAAAAGAUGCGUUAGAUGCACAAAAAACUGAAUUUGGUACUAUUGAAAUUCCUAUUAAACCAUGUACAGUAACAACAACAUUAAAAUAUGAUCUUAGUCUUUAUCUUGAUCGUAUUUUACAAUCUUGUAAAAGAACAAAAGCAAAUUUAAUGUUAUUACGUGUAUCACGUACGCGUUCAACAAAUACAACUCUUUUACUUGUUGCUUCAACCAAUGUUCGUGUUGAACAGUUAAAUAAAAAAGUUCAAUUAUUAACACGUCUUGUUAAAGAAAAUGGUGGUGAAUUUCAAACAAAGAAAAAAAAGAAGAAAAAAAUUUUAUCAAAUACAAAACUUGAUGAAAAAAAUCGAUCGGAAUGGACACUUGAUUAUCCUCCAUUAUUUGCUCAUUUUGAAUAUGGUUUAUCAAAACUUGCUUAUUAUUUCGAUCCUGCAAUGCUUGACAUCAAUAAUUUAAAUUAUGCAAGUGAAAAAACAAAAUUAUUUCAACGAUUAUCCGUAAUUGGCAGUGAAAUUAUUUUAGUAUUCGCAAUUUUUUCAUUAUUAAAAACAAUGCAAAUUGGUAGAAAAAAUCAUGAUAUACCAAUGCCAAUUAUUCAAAUGUUAUUCGCAUUAAGUUUACUUGCUAAUUUUGGUCUUAUUAUCGUCGAUCAUAUUCAUUUUCAAUACAAUGGAUUUUUAUUAGGUAUCUUAUUGAUAUCCAUUAGUUGUAUGUAUCAAAAUCAAUAUCUUAUGAGUGCAAUCUGGUUUUCAACAUUACUUAAUUUAAAACAUAUUUUUCUUUAUAUUGCACCAGCAUAUAUUGUUUAUCUAUUUUAUUCAUUUUGCAUAAAACAAAGUCCUAAUGGGAAACGUUUUAUAAUCAAUUUGAUAACACUUGGAAUAGCUACUCUAGUUCCAUUUGUAUUAUCUUUUGGCCCAUUUAUUUUAAUGAAUCAAUUACCACAAGUACUGUCACGAUUAUUUCCAUUUAAACGUGGACUUUGUCAUGCUUAUUGGGCACCGAAUAUUUGGGCCGUAUACAAUGUUGUUGAUAAGGCUUUAGCAAUUAUUGGACGAUAUACUCAUUUAUUUUCUGUUCGUUCUGUAUCUGUAUCGAUGACGUCAGGUCUUGUACAAGAUAUUGAACAUCAAGUAUUACCUUCUAUAACUCCUACAAUGACAUUUAUUCUAACAUUUAUUUUUAUGAUUCCAAGUUUAAUUCGAUUAUUUCGUUAUUGUUCUAAAAGAACAUUUCUUGAAACUGUUAUUCUUUGUGCACUUACAUCAUUUCUUUUUGGAUGGCAUGUUCAUGAAAAAGCUAUUUUAAUUUCAAUUAUACCACUUAGUUUGUUAGCAUUCGAUAGUCGAGAACAUGCUCGUUAUUUUCUUCUACUUUCAACAUUUGGUGGAUUUUCACUUUUUCCAUUGAUAUUUACUGGGCCAGAAAUCCCAAUUAAGAUUGGACUUUUCAUAGCUUAUACAACAUUUCUUUUUUAUAUCCUCGGUGAAGUACAUGGUGAUCGUGGUUCAACAUUUACUCUUCCAUUACUCAAUCGAUUCGAAACUUUAUCAGUUGUUUUAUUGGCUCCACUUUGUCUUUAUGUCGAAUGUUUACAUACAGUAUUACAUAUCGAUCGUAUUUUACCAUUUUUACCUUUGUUACUUAUUUCUAUCUAUUGUUCGAUUUUUAUUAUAUAUUGUUGGAUUCGAUUACAUCGAAUCGAAGCGCAUUCGGAAGAUGAAUUAACAGCUAUUGAAUCUACUGUUAAAUUUAGUGGACGAUGGAAUAAGAAACAAAAAAACAAAUCUGAUUAA